CUUUUCAAUAUUCGUACAUUAGUAGAAAACAUACGCGUCCCCGGUCCCUUAGCCCUUCUCUCCGACCUUACCCGUUCCAUCCGAACCCCGAACCCGAUUGAGGUUUCACAAAAAGCCAACGCAGUCAUUGGCUCGCCAAAGGUACCUUGCAGUACCGAAGCACGCCUCCUGUGGUGCGGUCAGCGGGUCGGGUGCAGUGGGCUUGGGUGUCUCGGCUCUGCAUUCAAACGUCACAGAUUCCCAUUUAGAAGCUCCCUAGAUGAUUCCUUCCCAGACUCAGUUAUUAACCUUCUUGCACUUCGACAACAACCGCCGAUAUGGGACUAGUUGUCGAUUAUGGAAGUUAUAUUCUCGUCGCCGUGGUCGUAGCCAUCCUCGUCAGUGCCGUCUCCAGGCCGGGUAAGGCCAUUACAAGAAACGGAAAGCCAUUAAAGAACCCCCCAGACACCCUCCCUCUGGUCGGCAACGGCAUCAAAUUCCUGCAAUCUCGCUGGGACUUACUCAGCUGGUUCGAGCAGUGUCAGCGGCAGUUCGGCUAUGAGACGGCUGCUCUGUGUGUGCCAACACUACCCCCGGGGGUGCUCAUCCACGACCCGCGGAACCUCGAGUUCGUCUUCAAAAACGAGGGACUAUUCACUAAGGGCGAGUUUGUGAAGAGGCGGGCUUGGGAUCUGUUUGGCAAUGGCAUCAUCAACGCCGAUGGCGACUUUUGGAAGCUGCAACGUAAGGCGGGCGCGGCUUUCCUCAACACGGCCAACCUGAGGGUGCUCACCGACGUGGCACUCCCUCAGUACCUAUCUGAGAGCGCCGACUACCUGAAGUCUAAUGCCGACAAGGGCACUGUUGACCUACAGCAUGUCUUUCACGAGAUUACAACCAAACUCAUGGGCAAGAUGGCUUACAACAUGGAAAUGCACGCCGACGACGAGUUCUCCCAGUCCUUUGACUACGCCUCUGGCGCCACAGCCGAACGCUUCCAGAACCCCCUAUGGCGCGUCACCGAACUCUUCACCGGUUCCAAAUUCCGCCGGUCCGUAGCCGUGAUCAAAACCUUCGGCCGCCGCAUCGUCACCAGCGCAGUCAAAGACCGGCACGAGCAAAAGUCCCGACACGAAACCGCCAACCCCCCAAACGAGGACAGCAAACUCGACCACAUCUCCGGCUCCCUAAUCCAAUCACUCCUCGAAGCGCUCGGCAACGAAGAAACCGUCGCCGACGCCGCGCUGACCUACCUCUCCGCAGGCCGCGACACCACCGGCCAAGCCCUAACCUGGACCUUCUACCUCCUCCUACAGCACCCCACCGCCAUCACCAAAAUCCGCGCCGAAGUCCAACAUCUCCUCUCCCAACAACCCCACCAACAACAACCCCAACAACAACCCUCACAAUCACCACCAGACAGCAGACUCUUCACCCCCUCCACCCUGCCCUACACCACCGCCGUCUUCCACGAGGCCCUGCGCCUCUUCCCGCCCAUCCCCUUCGAGAUCCGCCAGUGCCAGGCCGACACCGCCCUGCCCGACGGCACCCUGCUGCCGCGCCACUCCGUGCUGGUCUGGUGUCUGUGGGCCAUGCAGCGGUCGCGGUUGACGUGGGGGGCGGAUGCGGAUGCGUUUCGGCCGGAGCGUUUUCUUACUGGAGAGGGGGGGAAGAGGUUCGUGCUGGGUAAGAGCGCGGCGGAGUUUCCUGUCUUUUAUGGUGGUGCGAGGGCGUGUUUGGGGAGGAAGAUGGCCGAGGCGAUUGCCAUGCAGGUUAUUCCUGCUGUGGUGUGGGGGUUUGAUGUGGAGAAGGGGUGGGAGGGCCCGAUGGAGGGGAGGCGCAGCCAGACGAGCUUGACGUUGCCUAUGGAGGGCGGGUUGCCUGUUAGAGUGACGGUGAGGGCUGGAGGGGGCGAGUAGACAGGAGUGGAUGGGUAAGAUGAUGUUCUUU
Molecule: messenger RNA, 1929 nt
Organism: Chaetomium fimeti
Lineage: Eukaryota; Fungi; Ascomycota; Sordariomycetes; Sordariales; Chaetomiaceae
Product: cytochrome P450
Exons: 5
Coding region: 318-1898 (526 amino acids)
Molecular function (GO): oxidoreductase activity, acting on paired donors, with incorporation or reduction of molecular oxygen; iron ion binding; monooxygenase activity
Source: RefSeq, a predicted model, not a curated record